Messenger RNA from Saprolegnia parasitica CBS 223.65, 288 nucleotides. RefSeq lists its product as hypothetical. Lineage: Eukaryota; Oomycota; Saprolegniomycetes; Saprolegniales; Saprolegniaceae. The record is from RefSeq and is a predicted model, not a curated record. The transcript has 2 exons. The coding region runs from base 1 to 288 and encodes 95 amino acids.
AUGGGCGAUGACAUGGCGGCGGCGCGGGGCUUCCGCGUGCUCUUGCGUCUGCGCGAACCGCCGCCUGGCGCAACGUCGGUGCUGCUGCCGUCCAUCGACGGCGUGUCCGACGGCCUCUGCCUCGCACCAGCCGAGAAGCGAGUGCUGUGGGCCAAACACGGCGCCACCAAGGCGCUGCAACUCGACGGUGUCUUCCCGCCCGCGACGCCGCAUGGCAUCGUGUACGACACGCUCGCUGAUUACAUCGGCGCAGUGCUCUCGGGGCGCGACUGCAGCAUCGUCGCCUAG